AUGAGUUCUAGUCCGACCAAGUGGCAGAAGCUUCAGCAAGCUCUUUCACACGAAGACUCCCCAAUGGAAGUCGACGAAGAAAUGCAGAUGGACACCUCAGAUUCUGGUCAACUUAAAUUCGCUGUUGAAGCUGAUGCGAACCCAAUGUUCCGGAAGAGAAUGCGGCACAUGGAAACAGACGAGAACUCCAGCCGAGUCGCCAAUGAGAUUGAGGAAAAACUCGCGGAUACUGAUUCAGCGUUCGAUGACUUCCCCGACAAGAAGAGACUUUCAGCCGUGGAUCGACUGAAACGAUUCCCCGAGAACGAGCGGCUGAUAGCAUCGAUCCCCUCGCGAAUCUACGAGGUCAUCUACCCUGUCCAAGUCAGGCAUCACCAAAAGCUCGGUAUCUCGACGCGAGACGUCAGCUCCAACAAGACCACGAAGCAUUAUCACCAGACUUCACUUCUCAUCAAAGCCUUCCAUUAUAAGUUCCGACUCGAACUUGAGCUCAACGACAAUCUCAUCAAGCCGAGCAUACCUCAGAAACAUCUGAUGCCAAAUGGAAAUUGGAGGCGGACGCAUCAGGAGAUCGAGCACUGCUAUUAUCAUGGAAUCGUCAAAGAUUAUCCUGGAGCCCUCGCCGCCUUCAGGACGUGUAAUGGCAUCAGCGGAGUGAUUCAUAUACAUAACGAAACCUUCGUAAUUCAUCCAUUCUACGGCGGAGACCUGUCGAGAGUCCAUCCCCACGUUAUCUACAAAUAUUACAAUACUAAUUCGACCCAAUAUGUGUGUGGGAAUUCCAAAAUGCACCAAUGGGGUUUCAAGCACUUCAGGAAGCCUCACCCCCCACCAAGAUACAAGCGGGAUGUGCGUGAAGUUUUCAAGUAUAUCGAGCUAGCUCUUGUGCUGGAUAAAGCCAUGUUCGAUGUCCGGAACGCGACUCAUACCGAAGUGAUGGCUGACGCUAUCCAGAUCAUAAACUGCGUCGACAUGUAUUUCCGGCAGUUGCGAACGCGCGUUUCGAUUGUGUAUAUCGAAACGUGGCAGGGCGGAGAUCAGAUCGAGAAGAGCAACGAUGUAAAGCAAACACUCAUCAACUUCCUCGAUUACUCGUCCAAGAACCUCUACCAGCAGCACUCUGACGCUCGACAUCUGCUGACGUAAAGCUGCUCCGGAGUACAAGAAGUCGGCAUGGCCAUCCCAGAUACGAUAUGUACCGCGAAAGCAGUCGGUGUCAGCGAGGACACGAACGUCUACGAACCCCACCUGGUGGCGUCCACGGUAACGCACAUGCUCGGUCAUAAUCUAGGGAUGACGCAUGACUCCGACAGCUGCGCUUGCGAUGAUCCGUGGGGAUGCAUCAUGACCCCCGGAAUUCUAGCUCCGUCGGGUCACAAGGGCUCAACCCACGUACAGCCUAGUCAUUUUUCGAAGUGCAGUUUCAAUGAUUACAUUUCACACGUUAGAGUGGGCCAUGGAGUUUGCCUCUUCAACAAGCCUGGACAGCUCGAGGACUUCAAGACCUGCGGCAACGGCAUCGUGGAAGAGGAUGAACAGUGUGAUUGUGGUUCGAUCGAAGACUGCGGCAAGGUGGAUCCGUGUUGUGAUCCGAUCACUUGCCGAUUGCGCAUGGAGGCAAAUUGUUCGGCGGGUGCCUGUUGUGAGAACUGUAAGCUCAAGCCCGCAGGGCAUCUCUGCAGGCAACCAGAAUCUGAAUGCGAUUUCCCAGAGUUUUGUGAUGGGAAAACCGGCGAGUGUCCCACGGAUAUUUUCCGUCAGAACGGUGCGGAGUGCAAGGCCGGUGCAGGGUACUGUUACGGCGGGCGAUGUGAAACACCCGACGAACAGUGCGAGUUUGUAUGGGGCUUUGGAGCUACGAAAGCUGACGACGCCUGCUUUGAGUACAAUCUUCAAGGCAUGCAGAACGGGAACUGUGGAGAAGAUGAGAAUGGCGCCUACAUCAAAUGCACUCGAGAGCAUAUGAUGUGCGGGAGUCUCCAGUGCCAAAGGGGAGGACGCAUGCCCAUUGUUGCCGGAAUGGAAAAGUACACACGGAUGAAUAUCGCGAAAGAUUCGACAGAAUACGAGUGCAAAGCCACGACCGGUGUCGCCGGAGAAACAUUGGAUUUCGUCGGAUUGGUGUAUGAUGGGACAAAAUGCGGCGAUGGGCACAUCUGUGUCAAUCGCACUUGCCAAAACCUGGCCCACUUCCGCCAGGGCCAAAUUGGCUGUCCUGUGAGAGCUGGGGACGAAUGUUCCGGGCACGGCCUCUGCUCAAACCAGAACUCGUGUUAUUGUGAAAAAGGGUUCAACGGCUACGACUGCAGCGUCCCCGAUCAAGUGACUACGCCGAGCAGUGGGGAGAAAGAUGAUUCGGGAAAAGGAUCUGCGAAGCACAACAAUAACAAAUACAACAACAAUGCCAAUAAAGGAGACUCCACUACGGCAAACCCUGCACAAACGCCGACGACCUCGAGCAGCGGGAGUAGCCAGGACAACCACAACAAGAGUAGUACCACUCCAGAUCCAAAUAAAAAAAUUAUAACAAAGAAAGAAGACGGCAGUACUUCGGUCAAGUCGGGCAACACUACAACAACCUACGUGGCGAGGAAGGACUCAUUGGGAGCUCCUUCUCUAGUGAUGGUACUAGUCUCCGUGGUCGGCGGUGUCUUCAUCUUUUUCGCCCUUCUGGCCACCUGUUACCGGAGAAGUACCAUGCCGAAACUGGAGCAGCCAUUCCAGCCUAUAAUUCAACCGCAUCCCACGCAACAUACGGCUCCUCAGCAACAGACUAGUCAGGCGGCCGUAGCCGCCGCUUACCUUCAGCAGCAGCAAAAAGCUCAUCGGCCGUCCAUGAUGGGCGGUGCGGUCGGUCCCCUUGGAAGCGGCGUUGCAGGUGGUUCGCACCCUCUCAUAGGAACUCCGGGGGCGACACCGCAACUCCAUAGUAGAAAUCCAAGCCUCGGGGCGACAACUCCACCCCCACAUAAGACCGCCCUCCUUCAGGCACUCCAGCAACUGGCCGAGGACAGGAUCAUCACUUUUGGUAGUAUGCCUUCCUAUCGCGAGGAUAAACUCAAGCACGCCAUCAGCGGGCUAGGCGAGGAGACAUUCGUAGAGCUUUCUCCGAAUAACCUCGGAGGUUCACAGACCCAAAUGGGAGCUGUCGGAGUCCCUGGAGAUUGGGCAGCCGAAGCUGACACGCUGUCCGAGGUAGAGAAAACUCUCAAAACUCUCACUGGCUACACAUCAGAUGCGAAUACUCAUUCCUCGUACAGCUACCACGAAGAGAUCUUGGAAGCGCUGCAGCAACAUCAGCAGCAACAACAGCAGCAGCAGCAACAAAGAGCCGCGUCGAAUACCGUUACGCCUACGAUUAGUCCGGGUCAGGACCAUAAAACGUACGCAAUCGACGACGGCACAGCGGCCUCGGCGGCGCUAACAGGCUCUGGUUCAUUAAGGUUCCGGAAUCUGGAAGACCUACUCAGGCAGCUCGAACAGCAGCAACCCGAAGAACCUGAAGUCGACCGACACUACAGUCGGCAUCAUACUCUCGACUCCGGCCUAAGGUACCUCCUGCAAGGAGGUGCAGGUCCGAGUCAGUCGUUGCACGGGAGUCGAUGCCACAGCCGGGCAUCGGCUGGUAGACCACGGGACGACGAGGAGGAGGCCGAAGAAUCUGAGGAAUCUUCCAAUACGUACUCGACCGGACAAAUUGCCCAGCAGAUCCAACAACGACUUCGGUCGGCAUCUGUAGAAGCUAUUCCAAUCGGGGGCUUUCCGAGCCCGCCUUCUGAGGAGAGUGGGUCCUACGAUGGAGCUGGUACCCAUACCCUGCCGCCCCUGAUACCGGGGCCUCCUGUGAACGGAAAGCGGAAAGUAAAGAGACGUCGUCUGCCCGAGUACAAGGUCUAA
Messenger RNA from Galendromus occidentalis (western predatory mite), 3897 nucleotides. It is a transcript of the gene mmd, whose product is annotated as disintegrin and metalloproteinase domain-containing protein mind-meld. Gene Ontology annotation, biological process: proteolysis. Gene Ontology annotation, molecular function: metalloendopeptidase activity. The transcript has 26 exons. Lineage: Eukaryota; Metazoa; Arthropoda; Arachnida; Mesostigmata; Phytoseiidae. The record is from RefSeq and is a predicted model, not a curated record.